UGUUGCUUUUGCUCAGGCUGGUCUCGAACUCGUGAGCUCAGGCAAUCCACCUGCCUUGGCCUCCCAGAGUGCUAAGGUUACAGGCAUCAACCACUGUGCCUGGUCCCAGGGUUGCCUCUUUCUCUGUGACUUCCACAGCCAAGGUGAACAAUAGUGCUAGGGGCACAGUGGAGACUGGAGAUGAUGGUUGUCCUAUGGCUGCUGCAGCUGUUGUUCCCUAGGACUGUUGAAACCCAUAUUGGCCAGUUAGAAGCAAAUUGACCCAUCAGGUAUUAAGUGAGCACCUACUGCAUGGAGAAGGUACCUGGUGGAAGCAGGGCUGACCUGGCCCUGGCCUUGUGGAGCGUGUGAGCUGGAGGAAGGGACAACCAUGGCAAGACUGCCUGUGGCCAUGAGCCCUCAGUGCUCCUGGGGCUGAGGCUGAGGCUGUGGCUGGCAGCCAUGGGGCUGGGAUGGCUCCAGGCCUGGUUGUUGGGGCUUCCCACAGCUGUGGUCUAUGGCUCCCUGGCCCUCUUCACCUCCAUCCUGCACAAUGUGUUCCUGCUCUACUAUGUGGACACCUUUGUCUCAGUGUACAAGAUCAACAAAACAGCCUUCUGGGUUGGAGAGAUGGUGUUUCUCCUCUGGAACAGCCUCAAUGACCCCCUCUUUGGCUGGCUCAGUGACCGCCAGUUCCUCAGCUCCCAGCCCCGGUCGGGUGCUGGGCUCUCCUCCAGGGCCGUGGUGCUGGCCCGGGUACGGGCACUGAGCUGGCAUGGGCCGCUGCUGGCGCUGUCGUUCCUGGCAUUCUGGGUGCCCUGGGCCCCAGCUGGCCUGCAGUUCUUGCUGUGCCUGUGCCUAUAUGAUGGCUUCCUGACGCUCGUGGACUUGCACCACCAUGCCUUGCUGGCUGACCUGGCCCUCUCAGCCCACGAUCGCACCCAUCUCAACUUCUGCUGCUCCCUCUUCAGCGCGGCUGGCUCACUGUCUGUCUUUGCCUCCUACGCCUUUUGGAACAAAGAGGAUUUCUCCUCCUUCCGCGCCUUCUGUGUGACACUGGCUGCUGGCUCUGGUCUAGGCUUUCUGGGGGCCACUCAAUUACUGAGGCGGCGGCUUGAGGUGGCCAGAAGAGAGCCAGGGUGCUCAGCAUUGGCUGUGGAUGGUGGCCUGUGUGGAGAGGAGCUGCCUGUGGGCAGUGAGGAAGUGGGCAGCAUCACCUUGGGCCAAUACCUCCGGCAGCUGGCACGCCACCGGAACUUCCUGUGGUUCGUGGGCAUGGACCUGGUGCAGGUCUUCCACUGCCAUUUCAAUAGCAACUUCUUCCCCCUCUUCUUGGAGCACCUGUUGUCAGAUCACAUCUCCCUCUCCACGGGCUCCAUCUUGUUGGGCAUCUCCUAUGUUGCUCCCCAUCUCAACAACCUCUACUUCUUGCCUCUGUGCCGACGCUGGGGCGUCUACACUGUGGUGCAGGGGCUCUUCCUGCUCAAGCUGGGCCUUAGCCUGCUCAUGCUGCUCGCUGGCCCGGACCACCUCGGCUUGCUCUGCAUCUUCAUUGCCAGCAACCGUGUCUUCACUGAGGGCACCUGUAAGCUGCUGACCUUGGUGGUCACUGACCUGGUGGACGAGGACCUGGUGCUGAACCACCGCAGGCAGGCGGCCUCGGCACUCCUCUUUGGCAUGGUUGCCCUUGUGACCAAGCCAGGCCAGACCUUUGCCCCGUUGCUGGGCACCUGGCUGCUCUGCUUCUACACAGGUCAUGACCUCUUCCAGCAGCCCCCGAUGACGCCUAUAGGGAGUGCCCAGCCCUGGCCAGAGCCCCCAGCCCCUGCUCCUGCACAGGCCCCAACGCUCCGCCAGGGCUGCUUCUAUCUGCUGGUGCUGGUACCCAUCACCUGUGCUCUGCUGCAGCUCUUCACCUGGUCCCAGUUCACACUGCACGGGAGACGCCUGCACGUGGUCAAGGCCCAGCGCCAGAACUUGUUACAGGCCCAAACCUUGGACGUUAAGAUGGUGUGAGCAGGCCAGGUGCGGUGGCUCACGCCUGUAAUGCUAGCACUCUGGGAGGCUGAGGUGGGUGGAUUGCCUGAGCUCAGAAGUUGGACACCAGCCUGAGCAAGAGUGAGACCCCUAAAAAUAGCCAGGCAUUGUAGCACGCACCUGUAGUCCCAACAACUUGGCUGAGGGAAGAGAAUUGCUUGAGCCUAAGAGUUUAAGGUGGCUGUGAGCUAUUACACCGCACAUGCUACCAAGGUGGCUGAGGCAAGAGAAUCACGUAAAGCCCAAGAGCUGGAGGUUGCUGUGAGCUGACAAGGGUGACAAAGUGAGACUGUCUCAAAAAAAAAAAAAAAAAAAAAAAUAUAUAUAUAUAUGUAGUGUGAGGUGCAGCAAGUCCACUCUACUGAGGACACUGCCUGAAUCCCAGGGCAGAAACAACUUUGACCAGUGUCCUGCUCCUCCAUAUUCCUCAGGUACAGCCUGGGGGACAGAUGGCAGUGUGGAUGCUCCUGGGGCUGAGCCACAAGUAUCACUGAGGCCUAAGCCCCUGCUUAGCUGUUUAUACAGCUUGGGCAAGGGCUGAGCCAAAUGUGCUCAGGGACCUGCUUCCCUUGUGAGGCAGGAGAAAAGAGAGGACCAAGAAGGGAUGGGGCUGCCCUGUAGUGCACACGGGGUUGCCGUGGGGCUUGGAGGCCCAGUACCUGGCUGGAGCUGGCCUCUCUGGUGGGCUCAGGAACCACUUUUGAUACUUCAACUGCUCCCUUUUACCCAAACAGGGAAACUAUCAGUCCCACAGCCCCCUCCUUCCACCCUUUCAGUGAUUCCCUGAGAGGGUUCUCUGCUUCAGGCUGUGCUUGAAGUGGCACACCUCCCCUGCUGUGGGGCUCCUCCAACCCACCAGGCCUCUAGAGCUGGAUUUCGUUGCAGACUUAUUAAAGUCAUUCAUUCCUAUUUCUCAGAUCUG
Molecule: messenger RNA, 2938 nt
Organism: Nycticebus coucang (slow loris)
Lineage: Eukaryota; Metazoa; Chordata; Mammalia; Primates; Lorisidae
Gene: SLC68A1
Product: major facilitator superfamily domain containing 13A
Exons: 9
Coding region: 442-1995 (517 amino acids)
Source: RefSeq, a predicted model, not a curated record